Messenger RNA from Micromonas commoda, 933 nucleotides. RefSeq lists its product as hypothetical. Lineage: Eukaryota; Viridiplantae; Chlorophyta; Mamiellophyceae; Mamiellales; Mamiellaceae. The transcript is spliced from 3 exons. The record is from RefSeq and is a predicted model, not a curated record. Bases 1 to 708 code for a protein of 235 amino acids.
AUGGCGGACCCCUUCAAGAGCGACUCGGGUAAGCGCCGCUCGGCGCUCACCUCCGCGUUCGAGGAGCUCGCGCUGCACACGGCCGCCUUGAACGAUGAGGACGGGUUCAGCGCGCACGUCACCUACGACGCCGUGGGGAACGUGCGAGUCACCGAGAAUGAGCAGACGCUCGAUCCGCCGGUUGGAUCCUCCCUCGGUCGACCGACCCCGCUCCGCGGCCGCGCGUUCAACGUCCCAGACGACGACGACGCGGAGGCGCGGAGCUACGGGCGGCAGCACGGGAGCAGCCAGGGGCUAAACAUGCUCGCCGCGUCGGCGAGGUCGAGGGGCGCCACGCAGUCCACGGAGAGCGUCAAGAUGGCGUACUCGUGGAACCCCGGCACCGUGCUCGGCGGCGGCGGGAGCGAGAAACCCAGCGUCUUCGCCACGUCUCGCAGGGUGCCCAUCGCGGAUCGCGGGGAGUCGAUGCACGGGACGUCGGGCGAGCUCGCGCGCGCGCUCGCGAAGGUUGUGGUGGUGCACCCGCCCCACGAGGAGGAGGACGAGUGCUGCGAGAUGACCGCGGGGCGGACGCAGCGAGGGUCGUUCUCGUCGCUGCUGCUCCUCGAGGCGCAGGAGUUGUUCGACACGAUGGAGACGUUGGGGGACUCGCCCGAGGACGAGGUGAUCGAAAGCGCCAACCGCGUCGCCGUCGCCGCCGCCAACUGACUCGACUGCUUCGAUACCAGACUGCCCGGGAAUUUUUUCGCUCCGAUUCUUUCUUUGCGCAGCGCGGCGGCAGACGCAAAGCCACGUGUCACCGCGCGCGCGUGUACCAACACAAUUGUUUGAUUCGAUUAUCACGUUGUACAGAGACGACGAACGAGACGAUCUCGACGAAAGUUUUUAUAUAUUAUGAGAGGAUUAAUUCGGCGAGCUUCGCCGAAUGACAUC